AUGGGGCCUCCGAGACAGAUAAAUAUUGCCGUUAUCGGUGCUGGUGGCGUGGGCUCAUGUUUUCUCUUGCAGUUAGCAUGGUUUGCUAAAAAGCAAAAAUCUACUCGUAUUAGUCUAUGCUACCUUGCGACAAUUGACGGGGCCCUUUAUAGCCAAGACUACACCGAUAUCGAAAUCGAAACAGCCCUGUCUACAUUGGAGGAAAAGGGAUCUGCCCUACCGUCCAUUCCUGAAACAGUUGAUUAUUUGGCUGGUGCACCACACAAGAUUAUCUUGGUGGACAAUACUAGCUCUGGGUCUAUCGCAGAGGCCUACCCUUUGUUUCUGAGACGAGGAAUAAGCAUCAUCACGCCGAAUAAAAAGGCCUUCUCGGGAAGCUACAGCCUCUGGCAAGACAUCUUCAGUGCUGCCCAAUCGGGGGGUUCAAUGGUGUAUCACGAAUCUUCUGUUGGGGCUGGAAUGCCUAUUAUCUCCACAUUGAAAGAGCUUGUUCAGACUGGAGACGAAGUCACUCGCAUCGAGGGUGUUUUCAGCGGAACAAUGUCCUUUCUUUUCAACCAAUUCUCCCCCACAUCCGGUCAAGCUGGAAAAUGGUCAGAGACUGUCAAAAGGGCAAAGGAGCUUGGAUUCACCGAGCCAGAUCCUCGUGACGAUCUCAAUGGCCUGGAUGUCGCUCGAAAAUUGACUAUCCUCGGUCGCUUGGCUGGUCUCCCGAUCGAGUCUCCGGCGUCAUUCCCCGUACAAAAUUUGAUUCCCCAAGAGUUGCAAACAUGUGGUGAUAGUGAUGAUUUUAUCUCAAAACUGCAUGAGUUUGACGACCGCAUGGAAAGUGAAAGGGCUCUCGCUGAAAGAGCAAGAAAGGUCUUACGGUAUGUUGGAAGUAUCGAGAUGGGCACUAGGAAAGUGAAAGUUGGAAUGGAGAUGUUUGAUCCUAUGCAUCCGAUAGCUACAUUGAAGGGAAGUGAUAACAUUAUCAGCUUCUACACAAAGAGAUAUGGUGAGACACCUCUAACAAUUCGAGGAGCUGGUGCGGGCGGAGAUGUUACAGCGAUGGGUGUGACGGGCGACUUGCUCAAGGUACUUUGUCAAAUGAGCUAG
Molecule: messenger RNA, 1098 nt
Organism: Penicillium subrubescens
Lineage: Eukaryota; Fungi; Ascomycota; Eurotiomycetes; Eurotiales; Aspergillaceae
Product: Homoserine dehydrogenase
Exons: 2
Coding region: 1-1098 (365 amino acids)
Biological process (GO): aspartate family amino acid biosynthetic process; L-homoserine biosynthetic process
Molecular function (GO): homoserine dehydrogenase activity; aspartate kinase activity; NADP binding
Source: RefSeq, a predicted model, not a curated record